Arxiozyma heterogenica is the source of this 795-nucleotide messenger RNA. It is a transcript of the gene FMP41, whose product is annotated as Fmp41p. Gene Ontology annotation, molecular function: acetylpyruvate hydrolase activity. The transcript has a single exon. Gene Ontology annotation, cellular component: mitochondrion. The record is from RefSeq and is a predicted model, not a curated record. Lineage: Eukaryota; Fungi; Ascomycota; Saccharomycetes; Saccharomycetales; Saccharomycetaceae. Bases 1 to 795 code for a protein of 264 amino acids.
AUGUCAUUUCGAUAUCUAAAAUCUGCAAGAAAAAUUGCUUGUAUAGGUCGUAAUUAUGCAGACCACGUUAAGGAAUUAAAUAAUGCAAUUCCCAAAAAUCCUUUUUUCUUCUUAAAGCCUACAUCUAGUAUUAUUACACCAACCAAGGCAAAUGUGGUAAAGAGAGAACAAGGAACUAGUAAUACUACAUCCCAUGGAUUGAAUGCAGAUGGUACCAAUCCGUCACCAAUCUAUAUCCCAAAGAAUGUGGAUGUACAUCAUGAAGUUGAAUUGGCAUUAAUUAUGAAAGCCAGUGUUUCUAAUGUGAAUCCAUUGAGAUUUUCUACCAAAGAUCUUUUGGAAUCUAUCCAAGGGGUAGCACUUGCCUUGGAUUUGACUGGUAGGAAUGUUCAAUCCGAUGCAAAAAGAUCAGGGUUGCCAUGGUCGAUAGCAAAAGGUUAUGACACUUUUUGUCCUAUGAGUGAGAUGGUUUCAUUAGAUAGAUUACCUAAUGUGAAUAGUAAGGAUUUCCAAGAUAGUUUUAGAUUAAAAUGUUUUGUUAAUGGAGAGUUGAGACAAGACGGGACAUCUAAUUUAAUGUUGAAUUCCAUGGCGAAAAUAGUGUCUACUAUUAGUGAAACAAUGUCAUUGGAACCUAAUGAUAUUGUUUUGACGGGUACACCUGCAGGAGUAGGAAAAAUUAAGCCAGGCGAUGUUAUCGAGGGACAGUUGUUUUACAAGAAUGAGAAGAUUGUUGACAUGAAAUUUGAUUGUGAGACCAAACCGGGUCAUUAUGUUUAUAAAUCGUCUGUUUGA